Impatiens glandulifera is the source of this 3407-nucleotide messenger RNA. Its product is annotated as ribonuclease TUDOR 1. The transcript is spliced from 17 exons. NCBI's taxonomy places the organism in Eukaryota, Viridiplantae, Streptophyta, Magnoliopsida, Ericales, Balsaminaceae. The record is from RefSeq and is a predicted model, not a curated record. Gene Ontology annotation, cellular component: cytosol; RISC complex; nucleus. Gene Ontology annotation, biological process: regulatory ncRNA-mediated gene silencing; mRNA catabolic process. The coding region runs from base 135 to 3104 and encodes 989 amino acids. Gene Ontology annotation, molecular function: nuclease activity; RNA binding.
UAGCCCAUAGGUCAUCUAUAUAUAUAGAGAGAGAUAUAACACAUAUAUUGAGUUCUUAGGCUCUCUCUCUAUCUCUGAUCCGCCGUCUGAUUCACAUUGCAGAGAAAAAUAUCAUCGAUAAUUUAGCUGUUGAGAUGGCAUCAACAGCUGCAUACUCAGGAUGGAUUAGAGGCAAAGUAAAAGCUGUUCAAUCUGGUGAUAGUUUGUUGAUUAUGGGGAGUUCUAAUAAUGCUAUCCCUCCUGAAAGGACUCUCACCUUGUCUUCCAUUAAGGCACCGAAGCUGGCACGUAGAAGUGGUGUUGAUGAGCCGUUUGCUUGGGAGAGUAGAGAGUUUUUAAGGAAAUUGUGUAUUGGGAAGGAAAUUACCUUCAAAGUGGAUUACUCUGUACCAUCCAUUGGAAGGGAUUUUGCUUCAGUUUUUAUCGGUGAUAAAAAUGUUGCUUCCGCAGUUGUUGCUGAAGGCUGGGCAUCGGUUAAGGAGCAGAGAGGUCAAACAAAAGAAGGUAGCCCUUUCUUACCAGAGCUCCAGCGCCUAGAAGAGCAGGCCAAGCAACAGGGUCUCGGUAUCUGGACUAGGGAACCGGGUGCUUCUGAUAAGUCCAUCAGGAAUCUUCCUCCAUCAUCUGUUGGUGAUUCCAGUAACUUGGAUGCUAGGGCUCUCCUAGAUUCUAACAAGGGUAAGCCCUUGGAAGCAGUUGUGGAACAAGUUCGUGAUGGAAGUACUUUGCGUGUAUAUCUUCUCCCAGAGUUUCAGUUUGUUCAAGUGUUUGUUGCUGGAAUUCAGUCACCUUCAAUGGGAAGAAGAGCUGCAGCUGAAACUGCUCCUGUGGCUGCAAUUGUAUCUGAAGAAGCAAAUGGGGAUUCUAACCAUCAGGGUCCAUUAACAUCAGCACAGAGACUUGCAGUCACGUCAGGAGGUUCCUCUACUGAAGUUGCUCCAGAUCGAUUUGCAAGGGAAGCUAAACAUUUUACAGAGCUCCGUGUUCUGAGCAGAGAUGUUCGAAUUGUUCUGGAAGGAGUUGAUAAAUUCAGCAAUUUAAUUGGUUCAGUAUAUUAUCCAGAUGGCGAAUCUGCAAAGGAUUUAGCCUUGGAGCUUGUUGAGAACGGACUGGCUAAAUAUGUUGAAUGGAGCGCAAACAUGAUGGAGGAGGAAGCUAAAAGGCGUCUAAAAUCUGCAGAGCUCCAAGCAAAGAAAACUCGUUUGAGAAUUUGGUUAGAUUAUCAACCUCCGGCUACCAAUUCAAAGGCAAUCCAUGACCUGAACUUCACUGGAAAGGUUGUUGAAAUUGUAAGUGGGGAUUGUAUCGUGGUUGUUGAUGAAUCUGCUCCAUUCGGUAGUCCAUCGGCAGAGCGUCGAGUCAAUCUUUCUAGUAUUAGAUGUCCAAAAAUAGGAAAUCCUCGGAGAGAGGAAAAACCUGCUCCUUAUGCUCGUGAAGCUAAGGAACUUCUGCGAACCCGUUUAAUUGGGCGUCAGGUCCAUGUUGCAAUGGAAUAUUCCAGAAAGAUUGGCCCAACAGAUGGUGCUCCUGCUGGCGCUGCCGAUUCAAGGGUUAUGGAUUUUGGAUCAGUUUUCUUGACAUCUCCAGUUAAGAAUGAAGGUGAAGAUUCCACUGCGACAGCUACACCCGCUGCAGGCAGCCAGCUACCAUCGGGUAUUAAUGUUGCUGAGCUAAUUGUGAGCCGUGGAUAUGGUACUGUCAUUAGGCAUAGAGAUUUUGAAGAAAGAUCAAACUACUAUGAAGCCCUUCUAGCUGCUGAAUCCCGCGCUACUUCUGGCAAAAAGGGGAUCCAUUCUUCCAAGGAUUCUCCAGCAUUGCACAUAAACGACUUGACAACGGCAUCAGCAAAGAAAACCAAAGAUCUUUUGCCCUUCCUUCAAAGGAGCAGAAGAAUGCCGGCUGUUGUGGAAUAUGUUCUUAGUGGGCAUCGUUUUAAACUUCUGAUUCCAAAAGAGACAUGCAGCAUUGCUCUUUCUCUUUCUGGUGUGAGGUGUCCUGGACGUGGUGAGCCAUUCUCUGAAGAAGCUAUCGCAUUUAUGAGGCGAAAGAUAAUGCAGAGGGAAGUGGAGAUUGAGGUGGAAACUGUUGAUAGAACUGGAACAUUCUUGGGGUCUAUGUGGGAGUCCAAGACUAACAUUGCUGUUGCACUUCUGGAAGCUGGAUUGGCUAAGCUUCAAACUAGCUUUGGACUUGAUAGGAUUUCAGAUGCUCACCUUCUGGUCCAGGCUGAACAGUCUGCUAAAAGGCAGAAAUUGAAAAUAUGGGAGAAUUACGUCGAAGGACUUGAAGUUUCCACAGAUGGAGCAGUUUCUGAUAAAAGACAGAAAGAAGAGAUGGAGAUAACUGUUGUGGAAGUCCUGGGUGGUGGAAAAUUCUAUGUCCAGAUUGCUGAAGACCAGAAAGUGGCUUCUAUUCAAAAACAGCUAGCUUCACUGACUCUUCUAGAAGCUCCAGUCAUUGGUGUCUUUAAUCCAAAGAAAGGAGACCUAGUCCUUGCCCAAUUCGCUGCAGAUAAUUCCUGGAACCGAGCUAUGGUUGUGAAUGGACCUCGUGGAGCAGUUGAGUCUACAACAGACAAAUUUGAAGUGUUCUACAUUGAUUAUGGUAAUCAGGACAUUGUUACUUACAGCCAGAUCCGACCACUUGAUCCUUCUCUAUCGUCGGCUGCUCCUCUUGCUCAGCUAUGCAGUCUUGCAUUUGUUAAAGUUCCAAGUUUAGAGGAAGACUAUGGUCAAGAAGCAGCUAUUCGGUUCAGCGAAUACACUUUAGCCAGUCCUAAAGUAUUCAAGGCUACAAUUGAGGAAAGGGAUAAUUCUGGUGGAAAAGCUAAGGGACAGGGAACUGGAAAUGUGCUCAUAGUUACUCUAACUGAGAAAGGCUCUGAUAUCAGCCUCAAUGCUUCCAUGUUGAAGGAUGGGCUAGCGAGGUUGGAGAAGAAGAGGAGAUGGGGACCUAAGGAUAGACAGACUCUUUUGGAAGAGCUGGAGAAGUUUCAGACAGAAGCCAAAACUAGAAGAUUGGGAAUGUGGGAAUAUGGUGAUAUUCAGUCUGACGAUGAGGAUUCUGGUCCUCCGGCAAGAAAGCCUGCUGCCGGAAAGCGGUGAGCGAGUGAGAAGCUCUUCUAGUGGCCGAACUCCAAUGGCUGAGGGAAGAAGAAGAUACCAUAUGAGAGACAUUGGAGCAUAGCUAGUUCUGCACUAAAUUAAGUUUUUUUUACUCAAAGCAAAAAAAGGAUUUCAAGUUUUUCAUGAGUUUGGUCUGUUGUAGUUUUUUUUAUCUUAUCUAACUUGGGAAAAGUUUUGCUUGGUUUUUUAGCUGAACAUUUAUUUUAUUUUAUUUUCAUUUGUUUUUUUUUUGUUACUUGUAUGACCCCUUAAUAAAGGCCAACUGCUAAGUUUUUACUUCUA